Molecule: messenger RNA, 1833 nt
Organism: Trichophyton benhamiae CBS 112371
Lineage: Eukaryota; Fungi; Ascomycota; Eurotiomycetes; Onygenales; Arthrodermataceae
Product: conserved lysine-rich protein, putative
Exons: 5
Coding region: 1-1833 (610 amino acids)
Source: RefSeq, a predicted model, not a curated record
AUGUCUGAAGUCCAGAAGCCCGUCGAGGAGACGCCCGCCGUCGUCCCAGAGACCACCCCCGCCGUUACCACCGCCGCUACCGAGACUCCAGCAGUCGCCGAGCCAGUGGUCGCUGCAACAACCACCACCGAAGAGCCCGUCAAGGCCACCGAGGAGGCUCCCGCUGCUGAGGAGCCUGCUAAGGAGGAGCCUGCUGCUAAGGAGGUUGUCCCAGCCACCGACGGCCAGCUUGGAUACAAGGCCCCGGGACUCGUCAAGAGCUUCCGCUUUGUCAAGAGACACUUCUGGUUCACCGAGGAGCCCGUCGAGAGCAAGCAGCUCACCUCCUACUUCCAGAAUGAAAAGCUUAGCUUUGCUCACCCCAACGCUGCUUGGGCCAGCCAGACCGGCAAGGGUCUUCUUUUCUUUGCCAAGCGCACUGAGGACAAGGCCAACCCUGCUGGUAUCAUCAACUUGAGUGAUGUCACCGAUAUCACCAAGGAGGGCAGCAACGAGUUUAUCUUCAAGCUCCACGGCCAGAAGCACACCUUCCAGGCCGCCGACGCCGACGAGCGUGACAGCUGGAUUGCCGCCAUCGAGGCCAAGUCUGCCGAAGGAAAGGCCGCCAAGGAGGAGAUCGUUGGUUGUGAGGGCUACAAGAGCGAGCUUGAGAAGUUCACUUAUUUUAUCGUUUUGACUAACGGUGGUGCAGCCAAGGUCCCCGUCGUUGCCGCUGUUGCCGGCACCGCCAAGAAGGUGACCGACGAAGCCAAUAAGGCCGUUGAUGCUGUUGUCGAGCCAAAGGAAGAGAAGAAGGACGACAAGAAGAGCCGCUCUCAGUCUCGCAAGCGUGCCAGCAUCUUUGGAAACUUCCUCGGAAAGAAGGAAGAGCAAGAAGAGAAGAAAGACGAGCAGAAGGAGGAAGACAAGACUGAGGAAAACAAGGAAGUCAAGAAGGAUGAUGCUGAAACUACUCCAGCUGCUGUGACCGAUGCUCCUGAGGUCACCGAGCCUGCCGCUGCCGAGGCCGCUGAGGCCUCUACUUCCGCUGCUGCUGAGCCAGCCGCUGAUGCUCCUGCUGAAGAGUCGAAGCCAGAGGAGAAGAAGGCAGAGACUCCUGUCAAGUCCAAGCGUACCUCCAUUUUCGGCAGCUUCUUCCAGAAGUUCCCCAAGGAAGAUCAGGACAAGGCCAAGAAGGAGGCCGUUUCUGAGACCCCGGCUGUCUCUAGCACUGCUCCCCAGCUCGGCGACCCUGUCGAUGCCUCAACCUCCGAGCCAAUCAAGCCGGAGACUGUUACUGCUACCGCUGAAGAUACCGCUGAAAAGGCCGAGAAGACCGAGGAGGUCACUACCCCAACCUCGGGCAACAAGUUCCUCUCCUUCAUGAAGAAGUCUGACAAGACCGAGAAGAUUGAGAAGGCUGAGAAGGCUGCCACUGACGCCGUCGAGAAGAAGGUUGAUGAGGCCGUCUCCAAGGCUGACGAGACUGCCACUGCUGCAGUUGAUGCUGUUGUUCCCGGCCUCAAGGAGAAGCGCCGUACAUCGCUCUUCGGCAACCUCGGUGGCAAGAAGGAGAAGAAGCCUGAAGUCGAGGGUGAAGCUCCCGAGGGCGAGACUAAGAAAUCUAGUUCCCUCUCCGGACUCUUCCGCAAGCCCAGCAAGGCUGUCAAGAAGGAGCCUGCUCCCAACCCAGUCCCCGAGACUGAGCCCAUUGCAGAGGAGCCCGUCACCGAGACUCAAGCUGCUACCACCACCGAGCAGGCUGCCAACGGUGAAGAGCCCAAGGCCACCGAGGCCCCCACCUCUGAGCCCGCUCCUGUUGCCGCCACCCAACCCGUGCCCACUGCCGCAUGA